GCCGCCGCCGCCGCCGCCGCCGCUGCCGCCGCGGGUCCUGCGCCGCGUCCAACCCGCCCCGCCGACCCCGGCACGACCCCGCCGGCCCCGCCCGCCAGGCCCCGGGGAGGGAUGCGGCGGCGCGGCGCCCAGGAUGCCCCGCAGCCCCGGGACGCGCCUCAAACCCGCCAAGUACAUCCCCGUGGCCACCGCCGCCGCGCUGCUCAUCGGCUCCAGCACCCUGUUCUUCGUGUUCACGUGCCCGUGGCUGACACACGCCGUGUCCCCGGCCGUCCCCGUCUACAAUGGCAUCAUCUUCCUCUUCGUGCUGGCCAACUUCAGCAUGGCCACCUUCAUGGACCCCGGCGUCUUCCCCCGAGCCGAUGAGGACGAGGACAAGGAGGACGACUUCCGGGCGCCACUGUACAAGAACGUGGACGUGCGGGGCAUCCAGGUCCGCAUGAAGUGGUGCGCCACCUGCCACUUCUACCGCCCGCCACGCUGCUCCCACUGCAGCGUCUGCGACAACUGCGUGGAGGACUUCGACCACCACUGCCCCUGGGUCAACAACUGCAUCGGCCGUCGCAACUACCGCUACUUCUUCCUGUUCCUGCUGUCGCUCAGCGCCCACAUGGUGGGCGUCGUGGCCUUCGGCCUGGUCUACGUGCUGAACCACGCCGAGGGCCUGGGCGCCGCCCACACCACCAUCACCAUGGCCGUCAUGUGCGUGGCCGGCCUGUUCUUCAUCCCCGUCAUCGGCCUCACCGGCUUCCACGUGGUGCUGGUCACACGGGGGCGCACGACCAACGAGCAGGUGACGGGCAAGUUCCGCGGGGGCGUGAACCCCUUCACCCGCGGCUGCUACGGGAACGUGGAGCAUGUGCUGUGCAGCCCCCUGGCCCCCCGGUACGUGGUGGAGCCGCCGCCCCGGCUGCCGCUCGCCGCGCGCCUGAAGCCGCCCUUCCUUCGGCCCGAGCUCCUGGAUCGCGCGCCUCCGCUCAAGGUCAAGCUUAGCGACAACGGGCUGAAGGCUGGCCUGGGCCGGAGCAAGUCCAAGGGCAGCCUGGACCGGCUGGACGAGAAGCCGCUGGACCUGGGGCCGCCGCUGCCCCCCAAGCCGGAGGCUGGCACGUUCGGCGGGGACCGGCAGACCCCACGCCCGGGCAGCGCUGAGAGCGCCCUGUCGGCUCAGAGGACCAGCCCCCCGACGCCCGCCAUGUACAAGUUCCGGCCGGCCUUCCCCGCGGGCCCCAAAGCGCCUUUCUGUGGACCCGGCGAGCAGGUCUCGGGUCCCGACUCCCUGACCCUGGGGGAGGACAGCAUCCACAGCCUGGACUUCACCUCGGAGCCCAGCCUGGACCUCCCGGACUUCGCCGCGGGGGGCGGCCUGCACGCCCCCUACGCGCCUUCCCCGCCGCUCGGCGCCGCGGACACCUUCUCGGGGGCCCUGCGCUCCCUGAGCCUCAAGGCGGCCGGCCGGCGGGGCGGGGACCACGUGGCCCUGCAGCCCCUGCGCUCCGAGGGCGGGCCCCCCACGCCCCACCGCGGCGUCUUCGCCCCCCACGCCCUGCCCAACCGCAACGGCAGCCUGUCCUACGACAGCCUGCUGAGCCCCGCCUCACCCGGCGGCCGCGCCUGCCCGGCCCACCCCGCGGCCGGGGGCCUGGCCGGCUACCGCUCGCCCUACCUGCACCCCGGGGACCCCCCGCGGCCCCCGCCCCGCAGCUUCAGCCCCGUGCUGGGCCCCCGGCCCCGGGAGCCCUCGCCCGUGCGCUACGACAACCUGUCCCGGACCAUCAUGGCCUCCAUCCAGGAGCGCAAGGACCGUGAGGAGCGGGAGCGGCUGCUGCGCUCCCAGGCCGACUCGCUCUUCGGCGACGCGGGCGCCUACGACGCGCCCGGCUCCUACGGCCUGCAGCAGGCCGCCGGCGCCCUGUCCGAGGGCCCCCGGGGCCCCGCCGCCCGCUAUGGCUCCCGGGACGACCUGGUGGCCGGCCCCGGCGGCGCCGGCUUCGGAGGCGCCCGCAACCCCGCCCUGCAGGCGUCCGUGACCUCGCUGUCCGGCGUGGCGGCCGCAGCGGCCGGGAGCCGGGCGCCCAGGACCUCCUCCUCCUCCCUGCAGGCGGACCUGGCCAACAACAACGCCCCGGGGCCCCGGCCGGGGAGCGGCCCCCACCGGUCCCCCCUGCGCCAGGGCGCCCCCUCCCCGCCCCCCAGCACGCCCCGUUCGCCCUCCUACGUGGGCCCCAAAGCCGUUGCCUUCAUCCACUCGGACCUCCCGGAGCCGCCGCCCUCGCUGGCCGUGCAGAGGGACCACCCUCAGCUGAAGAACCCCCCGAGUAAGCUUAACGGGCAGUCCCCGGGCCUGGCCCGCCUGGGGCCCACCGCCGGCCCCCCGGGCCCCGUCACCAGCCCCGCCCGGCACACGCUCGUUAAGAAGGUGUCCGGCGUGGGCGGGACCACGUACGAGAUCUCCGUGUGAGGAGUGACAGCCACCCGCCCGCCCGCCGUGGCACGCCACGGGGACCUGGACCACCCCCCGGCGGCUGCCCCCCACCGGCCCCCGACCUCUCUGCCCCGACAGAGGCGGUGGCCUGGCAGGUGUGGACGCAGCGGCAGGAGAGAGAACCACGCCGCCUCACGUCUGUCCCUCGUCCUCCUCCUGUCCACCCCCUUGUCUGCUCGCCGGGGUGCGGCCAGGCCCCGGGCCACCGGCUGCAGGAUCUGGGCCUUGAGGGUCACCGAAUGCAAAUGUGUGGACUGCACCCAUGUCCCCUCGAUGGCCCCCAGGCCAGCCCCCGCCCAGGCCCUUUCUAGAAGGGUCACGGUGGCUCAGAAACGGACAGAGGGUCUGGGUCCCGGGCCAUCCCCCCCCGGACGGAGGGCCCACCCACCGCCUGGCUGACCCUGACCUGCUGCCUCUCAGGGACCCCCUUGGGAGACGUCUAGGGUGGCGAGGUCGCUUCUGCGGGGAGGCCCGCCCCCCGCCCGCAGCCGCCCGGCUUCCAGGGCUCCUCUGGGUUUUGACGGACAGGUGGGUGGACAGACGGACAGACUGCCAGCUGUGGGUGGGGUCCUGGCUCCGUGUGUCCCCGUGUCUAUGCGCUGAGCUGCCAUGCCUCGCCCCUCGCCCCACUGCCGGGAACCUCGCUGUCAUUGAAGCCUUAACCUCUGCUUUAUGCUCUUGUGGUGGCACCGGGGGCCGGUGGGAGCGGGCACAGGCCGGACGCGGCGCGGGGGGGCCUCUGAGACCGGGAGUCCCCCCCCCUUCCCUGCCACGCGAGGCGGCCCUGCCCGAGGCCUGCAGAGCCGGGCGCCAGAGCCUCGGGCCUGCGUGGGAAGCACACAGGGAGGUGGGGCGGGCGGGGCCAGGCUCUGCCCGGCGCCCGGGACCUGAGAGUAAGCACACAGCAGUGUUGGCUUGCGUUGUGUCUGUUUUAUGUUUUUAUAUCUACAUCUAUAUAUAUCUCUAAUUUUAUUAAAAAAAGAAAAAGAGUCAUUUCGAUCCUUUCC
Molecule: messenger RNA, 3492 nt
Organism: Pipistrellus kuhlii (Kuhl's pipistrelle)
Lineage: Eukaryota; Metazoa; Chordata; Mammalia; Chiroptera; Vespertilionidae
Gene: ZDHHC8
Product: zinc finger DHHC-type palmitoyltransferase 8
Exons: 11
Coding region: 134-2461 (775 amino acids)
Biological process (GO): protein palmitoylation
Molecular function (GO): palmitoyltransferase activity
Source: RefSeq, a predicted model, not a curated record